Molecule: messenger RNA, 1873 nt
Organism: Lentinula edodes (shiitake mushroom)
Lineage: Eukaryota; Fungi; Basidiomycota; Agaricomycetes; Agaricales; Omphalotaceae
Exons: 9
Coding region: 45-1739 (564 amino acids)
Molecular function (GO): N,N-dimethylaniline monooxygenase activity; NADP binding; flavin adenine dinucleotide binding
Source: RefSeq, a predicted model, not a curated record
GAUCGUCGCUUCUCUCUUUCCUUCCCGCCGUCAUCUCGUCUUCAAUGUCAGAUCCAAAGGCUUCAUCCAUUGGUAUACUCGGCAGUGGAGCUGCUGGUCUCAUCACAGCUUAUACACUUUUGCGGGACGGGUUCACCAACGUAACUAUAAUUUCUCGAGACUCAAAGCCAGGUGGUGUCUGGUCAGAUGAACGCGUAUAUCCGGGCUUAACUAUCAACAAUGUUUAUGGAGAAUUCAGAUUCUCGCCACAGCCAUCUCUGGCUGCAAAAGACGACUCAAAGAGGUUGUCGGGAUUCGAAAUGCGUGAUUAUAUGAAGAAAUUUGCAGACAAUUAUCUCGAAGGUGUCAUUCGUUAUGGCUUCCAUAUUAUUGGGGUAAUGCGGCCAAACAAUAAUUCUUCCUCCGGAUGGAAUGUGAGGGUGGAAGAUGUACGAACUAAGCAGCAACAAACUUUAACAUUUGAUAGAAUCGUCCUGUGUACGGGAGGAUGCAGUGAACCGUAUAUCCCGGAAGAAAUAUCCCCCAAAUCAGCCAAACACGCGUCUUUCAAAGGCCAUGUCUUCCAUUCAUCUCAGUUCAGAACUCAACUCGACAAGCUCCAGGCGGAAGGGAAAGACGAGCGAGGGUUUGGAGAGGUCGUUAUUGUCGGUGGGGGGAAAUCUGCUCAAGAUGUUGCAGCGUAUCUUGCAAACAAGGGCGUCAGGUCAUCGGUUGUUUUUGACAAAGCGGACGCGUUCUUGGCUGUCACAAGUCCAUUGCCAGAUGCCAUACGUCGAAGUCGGUUCCUGAGUAUUCUCUCGCCCCAUAGCUCCCUCAAUUCACGUCUAGAACGAUUCCUCCACACGACAUCCCUCGGCAGUACAAUAACACAUUUCAUUUGGAACAAAAUCAUCGCAGGCUCAUUCAACGCUGCUGGUGUUACGAAAGACUCUCCGCUCCGCAACACUCAGGAUGCGUUCUGGGGAGUUCGCAUUAACGACGAAGGGGUUCCGAAACCGAAUGGAUUCCAUAUGCUAGUCAAGGAAGGAAAGAUUAAUAUCGUUGCUCCUGCGCGUGUAGCUUCGUAUUCCUCUGACGGCGAAUCAGUGAUACUGAAUAAUGGCGGAAAGUUGAAAGCAGAUACGGUGGUACUUGCUACGGGGUAUACGUCCUCGUGGCAUCCGUUGUUUGAUGAACAAACUGCGGCAGGCCUCGGUAUUAAUCGACAUCCUCCUGAUCCCACCUUGGUAAAAAUCGAGGAUGAAUGGAAUAACUACAUCAGUCUUUCCAAUCCUCCUGCAGCACAUCCUAGUAGUGAACAGUGGGUUUCCUCGAUCUAUCGUGGUAUUGUUCCAGCAAAGAAUCUCUUCAACAGAGAUUUUGCUAUCAAUGGAGCCGUGUUCACGACAAACAAUGGAUACGCAUUCGAAGUAACCGCCCAUUGGAUCUCUUCCUACUUCCUCAACGACUCCAACCUCAAACUCCCUUCGUCUCCCGAAGAAGCCCUCGCACAUGCUGAUCGAAACAGCGCUUGGCUGAGAAAACGCUACCCGGAUAUGUUGUUAUGGGCGAACGAGAGCUACAGUAGUAAUUUGGCGUUUUGGACGUGGCCACAAGUGAUUGAUGAGAUGCUGAGUGAUAUGGGUUUGAAGGUGUAUCGAAGUGGAGGGAGCUGGUUCACUUGGCCAUUCAAGGUUAUUGAGCUGAAGGAGAUCGAGAAAUUGAAAGAGGAGAGGGACGAAUUGAGGUCAAAGAGUUAGAGGUUGACUGUUUCUAAUUUAUUUUCCAUACAAAUAUCAUGUCCAGGGUGUAUGUCUUCGACUAAUUGAGAGACGAGAGUUAUUGAAAACAAGCUGAAGUUGAUGGUGCAAGACAUUAUGAAGUUUAACAGGAG